Lucilia sericata (common green bottle fly) is the source of this 536-nucleotide messenger RNA. RefSeq lists its product as uncharacterized. The record is from RefSeq and is a predicted model, not a curated record. Bases 1 to 393 code for a protein of 130 amino acids. Lineage: Eukaryota; Metazoa; Arthropoda; Insecta; Diptera; Calliphoridae. The transcript has 4 exons. Gene Ontology annotation, molecular function: odorant binding.
AUGUUCUUCUAUAUAUUGAUUUUUCCCCUGACUGCGGUGAUAACUAUUGCUGAAAACCCCAAUUGGUAUCCCGAUAAUGAUGAAGAAAUAAUAAAAAAAUGUAUGGAAGAUAGCAAUUACACACCCGGUUAUUUGUUAAUUAAUAGCCCAGAAUUACAUGCUUUCUAUCUUUGCACUGCCAAAGGUCUAAAUAUUUACAGUGAUGACUUGGGUCUAAAUAUAGAACGAUUUACUUAUACAUUUUUUCCAUCAACCAAUAACGUGGAUUGCAAGAAAACCUUGGUCCAGAAUUGCGCGGACCAAUACAAGGAAUUAACCUCUAAAGGCGAAUUGAUUUUUGAAGUGGCCAAAUGCAUAUCAAAUAAGAAAAAUGAACAUGAUGACAACUGUUGAAGUCGAUGUGAUUUGUUGUUUAGUGUUGGGUGUAUAAUUUUUUCAAGUUAUCCUAAAUAAUUAUUGUUUAUGGCUUAAUACUAAAAAGUCAUUAAAUAAUUAUUAAAAUAAAAAUUUCAUAAUAAGUAAUAUAAAAUAAUAAA